CUUUCUGCCGCGAGUCCCGCGGCCCCCGAUCCUCGUGUGCAGGGCGAGGUCUGUAAACUGGAGUGGGGUAGGAGCUGGCGGGCACCCCCUCCUGACCGCCGGUGCCGCCGCCUUCAGGAGGAUCAGACAUGGCCCAGAACUUAAAGGACUUAGCGGGACGCCUGCCCGCCGGGCCUCGGGGCAUGGGCACGGCGCUGAAGCUGCUGCUGGGGGCCGGGGCCGUGGCCUAUGGCGUCCGCGAAUCCGUGUUCACCGUGGAAGGUGGUCAUAGAGCCAUCUUCUUUAACCGGAUCGGCGGCGUGCAACAGGACACAAUCCUGGCCGAAGGACUUCACUUUAGGAUCCCCUGGUUCCAGUACCCCAUCAUCUAUGACAUUCGGGCCAGACCCCGAAAAAUCUCCUCCCCCACAGGUUCCAAAGACCUGCAGAUGGUGAACAUUUCCCUGCGGGUACUGUCUCGACCCAAUGCCCAGGAGCUCCCCAGCAUGUACCAGCGCUUAGGGCUAGACUAUGAGGAGCGAGUACUGCCGUCCAUUGUCAACGAGGUGCUCAAGAGCGUGGUGGCCAAGUUCAACGCCUCGCAGCUGAUCACCCAGCGGGCUCAGGUGUCCCUGUUGAUCCGGAGAGAGCUGACGGAGCGUGCCAAGGACUUCAGCCUCAUUCUGGACGAUGUGGCUAUCACCGAACUGAGCUUUAGCCGAGAGUACACAGCAGCUGUAGAAGCCAAACAAGUGGCCCAGCAAGAAGCCCAGCGGGCCCAGUUUUUGGUGGAAAAAGCCAAGCAGGAGCAACGGCAGAAGAUCGUGCAGGCCGAGGGGGAGGCCGAGGCUGCCAAGAUGCUUGGAGAAGCACUGAGCAAAAAUCCCGGCUAUAUCAAGCUCCGAAAGAUCCGGGCCGCCCAGAACAUCUCUAAGACGAUCGCCACCUCACAGAACCGCAUCUAUCUGACAGCCGACAACCUCGUGCUCAAUCUCCAGGAUGAAAGCUUUACUCGGUAAGAGAUGCCACUGUGCAGAGAACAGAGCAUCUACACUUGGUACUCGGGCUCUGGAAUCCACUGCAAUAGUCAUGGGGCCCUUGACAGUUUCUCUGAGAACACCAGAGUCAGAGAAGUAGGUGUGUCUGUCUGGUUGGCAGUUCCUAUGUUAGAUCCUCUAGGACUGACUUUAUGAAACAAAAUAGGAUUUCUUGUGUAAAAGGCACUUUAUUUAUAAAUAUUUUAAGUGAAAAGUGAUAAGCGAUGGCGUUCCAUGUUCUUGCUUGAGAACCUGGAUGCUGCUUCCCUGGUAAUGUGUCAGCACCACAGAAAUGGGGACCAAAAGAGCAGUCGUCAUGGGGGCUGGGGGAUAGAAGGGUCUACAGCAGCUGGGGCCUGAAGCUGACUAAUCAUAUUUAUCUCUUCUUUCUGUUUUCUGUUGACUCCAUGCCGUGCUGGCUGCAGGGGAAGGUAAGUGAUUGCAUCCUUGCUGCGGGGUACUGGGGGGCCACCUCUUCCCUGGACCUGUCUCUAUACCUCACCUCCCCACAGUCAGACCUUCAUUUGGGAAGAGGAGAUAGCUUGCACAUUUAUGUCCCCCAUAAUAUGAAAGUUUCCCCUUUGUUCUAUAGUGACAGCCUCAUUAAGGCUAAGAAGUGAGUUGUGGACAUCAAGAACUCUGCCAGCAGAGGAAUGGAUGCAUUUCUCAUCCAGUUUUGAGGAGCCGGCUAGGGAGGUCAAGCACAGCCCACCCUGACCCAAGUAUCAUGUGAUGGAUUCCUCUGUACUCGUCCUCUUGGAUUAAGGAAGACUGAAGACCAACCCUUUCAGAGGACUUUCUUCCUCCUUGUAUUGGCCUGAGGGAGGGGGGGAGACAGUGUGAUUUCUCAGUGACUUCCUACAGUGUUGUCCUUCCCCAGAGUGGGGGGAGAUAACCACCAUCCCAGAAGUUCUCAAUAAAAUUUUUAUUAAACUGAA
Peromyscus californicus insignis is the source of this 1954-nucleotide messenger RNA. It is a transcript of the gene Phb2, whose product is annotated as prohibitin 2. Bases 129 to 998 code for a protein of 289 amino acids. The record is from RefSeq and is a predicted model, not a curated record. NCBI's taxonomy places the organism in Eukaryota, Metazoa, Chordata, Mammalia, Rodentia, Cricetidae. Gene Ontology annotation, biological process: mitochondrion organization. Gene Ontology annotation, cellular component: membrane; mitochondrion. The transcript is spliced from 8 exons.